Messenger RNA from Mercenaria mercenaria, 7206 nucleotides. RefSeq lists its product as uncharacterized. The record is from RefSeq and is a predicted model, not a curated record. Lineage: Eukaryota; Metazoa; Mollusca; Bivalvia; Venerida; Veneridae. Bases 147 to 3248 code for a protein of 1033 amino acids. The transcript has 14 exons.
UAAUUUUACCUUACCCAAUUAACAAAGUUUACUUCCGGUUUACAAAUGGCUUCCUUAGCGACAGGUGCUCAGGUGAAAUAAAUAAAUUGGAAAAUUGAAAGAAAAGGAUUUUCGCUAGUAUUUUGACAAAACUGUAAAAAAUAAAAAUGGCAUCUACAGUGAUAGAGCCACGGGGAAUACCCACAAUAUUUGGGGAAGUCCUUGAGAAAAAUGUCACGUUUUGCAUUGACACAUCAGGCAGUAUGUACAAGGGAAUAGAAAUGGUAAAGGAACAUUUGAUUGAAACACUACAGAAAAUGGGAAAUUCUGGAAAACCAUACAUGUUCAAUAUCAUUGAAUUUAAUUCAGAAGUAACUCAGUGGUCUGACAAACUAGUAACAUGUACACCACAAACUGUUAGUGUUGCAAAGGAAUGGAUUAACAAACUUCAGGCUAAAACUGGUACAAAUACAAAAGAGGCUUUGCUCACAGCUCUUAACGACCCACUUUGUAAUGCUGUUUAUCUGGUAACAGAUGGGCUUCCUGACCAUCAUCCAGCUGACAUACUUGAACAUGUUGCCAGCAUCGGGGAUUAUCGACCAAUUCACUGCGUGUAUCUGUCAACUGAAGAAACCACAGAAUCAGCUGCAAUUGAAUUCCUUGAGGACUUAGCAAUUGAAUCAUUUGGCUCAUUUCAUAUUGUUGCAUUAACCACCCAUGGAUGUGUUGAAAGAAUUACACCUAUUUACCGAUCUGAACAUGCUAGUGAAAGAAUUAUACGCACCAUAAAUGGAACUGUUAGACCAAACUUACAGAAAUGUAGUGUUGCAACAACCCUUCAAGUUGAUCCAGAAGAGAGUGUUUCACUUGCACCUAGAGCUAUGUAUGGAAGAGUACCACCUUUUUAUGGACCACCCUGGGGUCCAUAUUGGAGUGAUUGGCUAAGUACGCCCUACAGAUACUACUAUCCCUAUGCCUGGAGUCGUUAUAGACCAGCCCGAGGUUGGCUGAAGUCGCAAGAACAGAUGGUUGAGAGUAUAGAAACAUCAGGCCUUUCCCCUGCUGCAGGGUCCCUACUAAUCAACAAAGCUGUUAUUGCACGAAGACUUGACGAUGGCUACUUCUACAAGGCAACUGUAAAAAGCCAGAGCAAAUUUGAUGAAAAAAUACUGUCAGAUAAGUUCCUGGUUGGUUUUGGACCGUGUAAACAUGGCAAGUUUACAGAAACAGCUUACCAAGACACCCAUGUAUUUGAUAUCAUUGACUAUGAGGAUGCUAAACGACACACAAUUCUGACAGGAGAUAAGGUGCUAGCACCCUGGGAGCCUGAGGGGGAGAGAUAUGGCCCAGGAACUGUUUUAGAAGGGCAUGAAAAAAGACAGGCAGAAGACAGAUACAACAUUGCAAUAAGAUUUGGUCCUGACGAUAAACUGAUCACAGUCAGUUUCACGAAUGGUAAGGUGGAGAAGGUCCAGGCCGACACAGCUGUCUGGAUCCCCAAAGAGGUGUAUGAGAGGCUCGCCCUGGAACUGAAGAUGCCGAAAGAUGCUAGGGUAGCUCUUUCCACUGAGGAAAACUACCCACAACAAUCAUUUGAAGGUUACCCCACCUCAGGCCCCGAUGCUACACCUCAAGAAUAUGAACUUGCUGACCCCAUGUUCUUUGAUUAUGAUCCAAUGGUUGUUGAGAGACGAGGACCCUGGAGAUAUCCCUUCCAUCCACCUUACCCUCUUAUCAUGAAGACUGGAUCUGAAGGUCGAAGGUCAAGGACAUCAUCAAGGGAAGUAACAGAACAAGAAAAUGAAAAUGUUGUACCAGGUACAGAUUUAACACAGCAGGAGCUAGAUGAGCGUAUUACAUCACAGCUGAUGGAGCACAAACUUCUUCUUGAUGAGCGAGAAACAGAAAAGGGUACUAAAAAGCAGACAGUAGAAAAGCCUGUUGAAAAAACGAAACCUGCUAUCAGAACUGAAGUGCGCAGGUUGGAGGCAACAGAGGAAGAGAUAGACAGAGAGCUACAAGAACGACUGGCCCAGAGGCGGCGAGAGUUGGAGGAAGAAUGGCGACUGGAACAGGAAGUGAUACAGAGACAGCUGGAAAGAGAACGUCUGUUGAAACGAGAAAAACAAGAAGAAAAUACACUCAGAAAAUCUGUUAGCUUUCAGGAUGAAAAAGUCAGAGAGGAGCUCAAGCUUGAGGAGGUGGAGAGAUCAGCGAUGACAGAGGACAGUGGGAUAAGUUCCGCUAGUUUAACUGGGUCUCGAUCUGAAGAUUUAGAUACGUACUUUAGUGAUCCUGAAGACACAUCUAAAUAUUUACGAGAACAAGCAGUCAAUACAGAUUCUAGUCUGCUGUAUAAACCACGGAGUAAACUCGUCAGUCGCCGACCUCCAUGGAAAAACUAUUGGAGAGUCGAUCCAGCAAUGCCCAUCACAAACAGUUCACAAGGUCCGUUCAGAGAAACUGCCCUGCAAGCUCCACUUGAGGCAAGAAAUCUACGCCAGUCACCAUAUAUAAAUGAAUGGACUAGCCCAGUUUACAAGUUUGUUGACCCUAUGGCUAAACACGACUACACUGACUCUGUGGAGAAGUUGAUGAGAGUACCCUCUGCCCCUCUCACACGUCAGGACAAGGCUAUACCACGCCCAAUUCCACACAGACCAAUGUCUGCCGACACCAAGGAACAGCUGAGGAAAGAUUUUAAACGGAGGAGGGAAGAACAAAGAGAAAAGGCGUGGCAGAUGAGACAGAGAAACAAUGAUAGGAUGUCUGAGCUUAUGCAAGACCAACAUAGGGAUAGAGUAAUGGCACAGAUACAGAGAGAACAGGAUCGUCAAAUAAAAGAGCAGCGACAGAUCGAGAUCUCUCGAGAACAGAAAAAAUACAUCAGUAAGGAACUACGUGAGAAGAUUGAAGCCAAUCAGAAACGAGAGGUAGACAGAGAACAACAGAGAAUAAAAUCAAUGCAGCGUCGCCGGGAACAUCGAGAGGAAGUACAGAGACAACGAGAGAUGCAAAUAGAAGAAACAAAUAAACGUAGAGCUGAGAUCAAGGCACAGAGAUCUCAAGAGCGCUGGGAUAAUGUAACUCGUCGACUCGACCAAGAAGAAGCUGAAAAUGCCCGGCGCAACAUACAACAUCAGGACGCAAAGAUAAACCGAAUUCAACAUUUCCAAAAACUGGAAGAGGAGGGUCAGCAACGGAAAGAUGUUCGUAUAGGAGUCACUGAUAGACAUCUGUCAAUGUUUCAGGCCGUCCCAUUGUGCUAGCUUUUAACAAAUUGACUGAAUGAUCUGUGUUAAACUGAUAUUGCUUACAUGUUUAUUUAUUUUUUAAUGAACAAUAUGUUAAAGAUGAUUCUCAUAGUGAAAUAUUUUUCAAAGAUAAAGAAAUCGCAUUUAAUAUCAAUGUUUAUACCUUAUCGCUAGAGAAAAUAAAUCCCAUUUCAUUUUUCGUUACGGCUGCGUUAAACAAAUACAGGCUCAACUUGAUAACUGUGCCUUGUCAUAUUGAGAAUUUAUUAAGAAAUGUUUUACUGGAUAAAAAGUGAGCUCAAAUAUUUGAGAGAAAAAAUCAUUUUGAAAGGAUCUGUUUGUUUUAAAUAUAUAUUUUUUUAGUUAGCUAAGCUUAGGGCAGAAUUAGCAUGUUUUAAGGGGUAAAGGUGAAAAAUUUCAGGACAUAAUACAAAAGUGAAAGUUUUUGCAGGUCAAAAAGUUACAAAUUGCCAAUUCCAGAUGAUUCACAAGUGAAAACAUUUGCAAGUCGCCAAAAACUGAAGAGACGAUCUAUGUUCAUUUGUCUUUACUUGGUGACACGUCUUGUUGAACGUGGAAAUUUAGGCUGGCUGAUAUUUUCACAAAUUUCUUGAAUUUGCAAAAUUCACAAACAUCUUGUCGCCAACUGUUCCACUUAUACAGUACAUUGUGAGAUAGACCUUUUUUGCUUUAACUCCUUGAUAUUCUAAAAGGGUAAUGGGUGUAACUGUUAGAUUUUAUUUACAGCUUUCUAGAAAUGCUUCCAUUUUAGCCAGAAAUAGCAAGAUAUCUUUUUAUCUAUCAUUUAAUCCUUUUUUUCUUCAAAAUUUAAGCACUAUUUCAAUAUGAUUUUUUGUAUAUCUCCAUUAGAUUAUUGAGACACUAAAUUAUUUUUUCCCUGAAACAAGCACUACAUAAAGUAAAACAACGGACUUUUGAAGGGUUGAACCCUUGUUUUAUUAUCUACCAUGAAAGUACUUUCAUGAAAAGAAAAAAAAAAACACAAAAAUUCCCAUAGUAGUAGUGUUUUGAGAUUAAAUCUGAAUUAACUUGAAUCUAGUUUUCAAUGUUGUACAAUUACCUGUUCUAAAAAUCAAAAAGUAGUUUUAUUGUUUGAAAAUACACUUUAUUUAAUCCAAUACUGUCGUUUGUUACUAUUUUUCUUGUUAAUAUUUGAUAAUCUGUGUGUAAUGCUCAAUUCUGCUAUAAAGACCAAUAUUUUAGUGAAGUUAAGAUAAACUAUAUGUAAAUGUUACAGGAUCAAAAAUGAACCUUGCAAAAAUAUUGGCAUUUAUAGUAUAUAGAUAGAGAGUAGGAGGUGUUUGCUUUGCUCUAGUAUUUUGUCUAGUCGUAGUUCAUGCUUUUUUAUUAUUGCCGAUCAUGUUUUAUAUAUUACAAAAUAUUGCAACCCAGUCAUGUAUGCAACAGUUAUGUAUGCCAGUUUCAUGACCAAUAUUUUGGCAGUAGCUUUAAAGCGUGGAUAUUUUCUUACAAAACUGUUUUCCAAUGCACAAAUGCUGCAAAAUCAUUCAUGUAUGUUGGCAUAAAAUUUAUAGGGUCGUGAAUUCAAGGAUUUCAAAUUUUAAAAGAUAAAAAUAUAUGGGAAUUCUGUUUCGCUGACAGAUGCAACUUAUUUAAAGAUAAAAUAUAUGGAAAUUCUGUUUCAUGGAUAGAUAUUGAAAUCCAUUAAAAGUUGACCCCUCAUGAAUAAUAAUUUCACAUCAAAUAUGGGCAUUAUGGAACAAUGAAGAAACGUUUGUAAUAUAAUGUUAUUGAUAAUGCAGAAAAGGCGUAAAUUGAAACUGGGUUACAAUAUUAACAUUCAUAGAACAUUCCGAAUCAUUGUAUUUGUAUUAUGAUGUUCGUUUACUUCAUUAAUGUGAAUACCUGAACAGAUCUGAGGUGUGUUUGACUGCACAAGUGAUAGGGGUGUAUUUACUUGCAUAAGUGAUAGGUGUGUAUUUACUUGCACAAGUGAUAGGUGACCGUAUUUACUUGCACAAGUGACAGGUGUGUAUUUACCUGCACAAGCAAUUCUCGCACAUUCAGAUAAUACCAGUUUGAACUGCGGGGUUCAAUUUGCUAUAUAGAUCAAUGCAGUGUGCACAUGUUUUUUCUACAGACUUGUUAUAUACCAAUAACACAUAAGGUUGUUUUAAUCGCACUCUGGAUACAAUAAGACAUGUUUAUAUAGUGUGUUCUUAGAUAUUGAAGUAGAUUUUUACAGGUUUGAAGCACGUGUUACAAAAGUGAAACUAUGAUCUUCUAUUGAUAGUAUUUGAAAACACCAAAUAUUUUUUUGAGUGUGCAUAUUUUAUUUUCAUACUUAAAAUAUGUAAUAUAAUUUCAUCUUAGUCUUUCAAGAAAUGAACUGAUGAAAAGUGGAUGGAAGUUUAGUUUCAGUGCUAGCUGUAUUCAGUUUCAUGUCUUUUUCAAUAUUAGGUGCGUUUUUUCUUAUGAAAUAUGCAUGUGUGAAAAUCGUACGAACAGCUGCAUAUUUGGUAGUGCAAGUCAGAUUGUUCAGUUUUUUCUUAAAUGGAUUGUUUAAGCACAAUUUUAGAAAAUUUCAUCUUUUUGUACCUUGAACCAUUUAUACACCACAUUUGUAAAGUUCUGUUUUCCCAUUUGCAUUAAAUCCCAUCAGUUUGUAUAAUAUUUCACCUGUUACAAGAUUAUCUUUAUGUUGUUUUAAUAUUUACAUUUCCUAUGUAUAUUAGGCACUGCCAAAAACUAAUUUUUGCUUAUUGCUUUGAACAAAAAAGCCAAAAAUAAGUCAAUUUGUUUUCCUUUGUUGAUAAAUCUAAAGCAUCGGGAUUAAUUACCUAACUUUGUGGACAUGCCACUGGGAACUGACUCAGUACAAAACCAAUACAAGAUUCACAAGGAGAAUAUUUACCUUAUAAAACCAAAUAUAAAAACUUCUUUACAUUACCAUUGAAUACAUUAUCAUAACAAGAUAAGUUUUAAAAAGAUGGUUAGAGUUGAUGUUUAAGGGAAUUGUUUUUUAUUUAUUUUUCCUAAAUGAACUGCUACAUGCUUGAAUCUGCUAACAUUAUUAAAAUCUCAACAACUCAUGCUGAAUUGUUUUAUGAAUUAAUUGCACUUAUUUCUUUAUAAAAUGUUUAACUGUUACUUGAUCUGAAGUUUUUUUAUCUGUACACUCGUUAGUUAGUUAAAUCAUUACCUCCGACUCAAAUACAGUAAAACACCAGCCGCUCCAGCUCCUCAUGAUUAUGUGCAAAAUGCGCGAGUUAUCAAGGUUUUCGAGUAGUCAAAAACAUAGAAAAUAAACUAAGGAAAUCAGUGAUUUUUCCCCAAGUGAGAUUGUAUUGUCAUACCAGACUGUGAUAAAAGCCAGACCUUUACUCGAAAGAAUCUUUCUGGUUUGUUUUUUUUUUGCUUUAAAUCAUGUUGAUAAAUUACUACACUAUGUUAAGGGAACAAAACCAGUUUAUUUUACAUAAGUUUUGCACAAUGUUACCAUGGUAACAAGAUCUGUGAUAUUUGUUGAUAUACAUGUACAUUUUGUAGUUGUUUGUUAUUUGUUUGUGUAUUCUAAAUGUGAUUUUAGGAUGAAAAAUAUUACUGGAGGGCUUAUUGUUCAAUGAAACUUUAUUGUUAGAGAAUAUCUGCUGUAUAUUGUAAAGAUUUUACCAUUUAAAUAAUCCAGAUCAUCAAGCCGCUGAUAAAUAAACUGUGAUAUGAACCAACAUCUCUGGGAAAAAUAUAUAGUUUAAUAAAAAUCCCUUUCAAAACAUGGCAUAUUAUCAUUUAUUUUAGUUGUACAAAGUUUUCGCAUCGCCUUGUAUAACAUUUGUUUUAUAAUCUAACAAAAUAUUUGACAGAGACAAAGUUUGAACAUAUAAAUAAAUGUAGAAAUUCUUUCUUUGCUCUGAAGUAGGUUUCUUCACUUCUACAUUGUAGCGUAACAUGUUUACGGUGUAUUUAUAGAUGCAAUAAAAACAAACAAAAA